Molecule: messenger RNA, 4134 nt
Organism: Peromyscus eremicus (cactus mouse)
Lineage: Eukaryota; Metazoa; Chordata; Mammalia; Rodentia; Cricetidae
Gene: Plcd4
Product: phospholipase C delta 4
Exons: 19
Coding region: 1451-3895 (814 amino acids)
Biological process (GO): lipid metabolic process; intracellular signal transduction
Molecular function (GO): calcium ion binding; phosphatidylinositol-4,5-bisphosphate phospholipase C activity
Source: RefSeq, a predicted model, not a curated record
UAACUGCCUUAACUGUCACCCACUGGUUCAGAAAACCACAUCUCACCGUCUUCCCAAGGCAAAGCAAAAGCUGUGGUGUUUGGCAAUGUGCGAGGGCGGGGGGUUGUCUUUAGCGUGUCAACACGUAGUCUAGAAACUUCCAGGACCUGAGUUUCUAUUUGUGGAGUAGGGGGGCAUAAUACCACCCUUUCCUGUUCCUUCUUCCUCACCUAAUUUGGCUCCCUGUUCUCCAUCUUGAUUUCUGUGCCGGCUAGCUAUUUAUUUAUCUUUGGAAGGAGCUUCCUCCUUUAGGAGUGGCCUUCCAGCUGCACUUGGCUGUUUUUUGUUUUGUUUAGCAACAUUGGAAUUUAUUAAGAGAUGUUUUUAACAUUGAUUUUUAAGUACAAGACAGAAAGGUUUUCAGGAAGAUAGAUAGAUACAUAGGAACAUGGAUGUAGGCUUCCCUACAAGAGUCUCCUGAUCUGAAUGCCUUGCUUCAUCUUGGUACCUUUGUUAUGUGUGGCUGGGCCUGGUGGUACUCGCCUGUGAUCCCGUCACUCAGGACAAUGAGACAGAGAGUUGUGAGUUCAAGGCAACCUGGGCUAUAUAGCAAGACUCGAAUCUCAAAAAUAAAUAAAUAUCCUGGCAUUGAAUAAAUGAUUACGAGAGGAAAGGAGGCCGCUGAGGUGGGGAUCUGAGAAGUGCUCGCACAUUACACGUGAAAACCUGGCUUUCAUCCUUGUUACCACCUAAACUGGACAUAGUGGUACAUACCUGAAUCUCAGCACUCAAGAGGUGAGGACAGAAGGAUCUGGAGCCCCAGGUCAUCCCCAGCUACAUAUCAAGUUCAAGAUUGAUUGCCCUGCAAGGCAGGAUGCAGAAACACAGGAGCAAGCUGGUGGAAAGAGACACCCUGGAAAGCGGCCAGCUUAAAUGAGGGCAAAAACAGUGGUAUUCCACACAGACACUGACCAGAAUGAAAAGCAGUGAUUCACAAAGCUGCAAUACACAGGCCUUGGGUUUCACUUUGAGAGCAAUUGCAGGAUUGGGGUCAGGAAGGGGUAAGGGUAGGGAGGCAUCAAGAUAAAAGGCAGCCAGGCUCCUUCUCCCUGGAGAUGUGUGGCCUGUCAACCUCAAUCCGUUCCCUUAAUCCUUUCCUGCCACCCCACCCCCACAACUCCUCAUGAUGACCGGUGUCCUGGGCCUUUAAGAGUUAGCGAGGCUGGACUGAGGAGAGCGCUCCCACCUCUCCCCACCCUGCUCCUUCUCCCUGGCUGUAACUCUGCCAGCUGCAGCAGUAAACUGCAGUCCUGGAAGACGGUGGAAGCAGUCAAGUGCAAAGGAGAAAAAGGAGCCAGGCUGAGUCUUCUCGGUGGAGAGCUUUGCAGAGCUCCGGAGGCGUCGCUCACAGACGGGAUUCCUAUCUUACCCACCACGGGGACUCUGGCACCAGCUGGUGGAGCAGUGGGUGAUGGCAUCUCAGAUUCAAGACCGACUGACCACUGAUCAGGACCUGCUGCUGAUGCAAGAAGGCACCAUGAUGCGCAAGGUGAGGACCAAAACCUGGAAGAAGCUAAGGUUCUUCAGACUUCAGAAUGACGGCAUGACAGUCUGGCAUGCACGGCAGGCCGACGGCAUAGCCAAGCCCACUUUUUCCAUCUCUGAUGUGGAGACAAUCCGGAAGGGCCAUGAUUCUGAGCUGCUGCGCUAUCUGGUAGAAGAGUUCCCCCUGGAGCAAGGCUUCACCAUUGUCUUCCACGGUCGCCGCCCUAACCUGGACCUAGUGGCCAACAGUGUUGAAGAGGCCCAGAUGUGGAUGCGAGGGCUCCAGCUGUUGGUGGAUCUUGUGGCCAGCAUGAACUACCAGGAGCAACUGGACCAAUGGGUGAGGGAAUGGUUCCAACGAGGAGACAGAAACCAGGACGGCAGGAUGAGUUUCCAAGAAGCGCGACGGCUGCUGCUUCUGAUGAAUGUGGAAAUGGAUCAAGAAUAUGCCCUCAGUCUCUUUCAGGAAGCAGAUGUGUCCCAUUCUGAUACUCUGGAAGGAGAAGAAUUUGUCCAGUUCUAUAAGGCACUGAUUAAGCGUACUGAGGUUGAGGAACUAUUCGAGCACUUUUCGUCAGAUGGACAGAAGCUGACCCUGCUAGAGUUUGUGGAUUUCCUUAGAGAGGAACAGAAAGAAAAAGACCACGCCCCCGACCUUGCUCUGGAAUUCAUUGACCGCUAUGAGCCUUCAGAGAGUGGCAGAUUGCUGCAUGUGCUGAGCAAGGAUGGCUUCCUCAGCUACCUCUGCUCGAAGGAUGGAAACAUCUUCAACCAAAACUGCCUCCCUGUCUACCAGGAUAUGACUCAGCCUCUGAAUCAUUACUACAUCAACUCCUCUCAUAACACUUACCUGCUGAGGGACCAGCUCUGCGGCCAGAGCAGCGUGGAGGGAUACAUACGGGCCUUGAAGCGGGGGUGCCGCUGUGUGGAGGUGGAUGUAUGGGAUGGACCUGGCGGGGAGCCCAUUGUUUACCACGGACAUACCCUGACCUCCCGUAUCCUGUUCAAGGAUGUCGUGGCGACACUAGCACAAUACGCCUUCCAGUCAACAGACUACCCACUCAUCUUGUCUCUGGAGAAUCACUGUACCUGGGAGCAGCAGCGGACCAUGGCACAACACCUGACUGAGAUCUUGGGAGAGCAGCUGCUGAGCACCACCAUAGACGGACUGCUGAUGGAUACGCUGCCCUCGCCAGAGCAGCUUCGAGGGAAGAUCUUGGUGAAAGGAAGGAAGUUAAGAACAAUUGAGGAGGUCGAGGUUGAGGAAGAAGAGGAAGAACUAGACAAAGAUGACAGGUCAGAGCUGGAUCCAGACCCCUACCCUGUGUUGGACACUGAGGUUCAGCCCGAGUCCCAGGAGCUGGCCUCUGGAAACAAGGACAGUAAGGUUUUGACGUGUCCGAUGGCUUGUCUGCUUAUCUGUGGUCACAUUUUGGUCCAUGCUCCUAGUUCCAUUCCUGUGUCCUUUUUCUUGUCCAACCAGGACUGCACGACCAUCUUAUGCCCAGACCUGUCUGCCCUGGUUGUCUACUUGAGGGCUGUCCCUUUCUGCAGCUUCACUCAUUCCAAAGAAAAUUACCACAUCUGCGACAUUUCAUCCUUCUCUGAGACCAAGGCCAAGAGCCUUAUCAAGGAGGCAGGUCAGGAGGGAAGAGGGCUGGGUAGCUUCAGGCCUGGCAGGCAGGCAGGCAACGAGUUUGUACAGCACAAUGCCAGGCAGUUAUGCCGUGUGUACCCCAGUCGUCUGAGGACAGACUCAUCCAACUUCCACCCCCAGGAACUCUGGAAUGCAGGCUGCCAGAUGGUGGCGAUGAAUAUGCAGACUGCAGGGAGUGCCAUGGACAUCUGUGAUGGGUUCUUCCGCCAGAAUGGUGGCUCUGGCUAUGUGCUGAAGCCAGAAUUCCUGUGUGACAUCCAGAGUACCUUCAAUCCUGAGAAGCCCAUCAGUCCUUAUAAGGCCAAGACCCUCUUAGUCCAGGUGAUCAGUGGUCAACGGCUCCCCAAAGUGGACGACACCAAAGAGAGGUCCGUUGUGGACCCACUGGUGAAAGUGGAGCUCUUUGGUGUUCCUGAAGACACCAGGCAGCAAGAGACCGACUAUGUGGACAACAAUGGUAUUAAUCCCUACUGGGGGCAGACAUUCUGUUUCCGGGUCCGGGUGCCUGAACUUGCUAUACUGCGUUUUGUGGUAAAGGAUUAUAACUGGAAAUCCCGGAAUAGCUUUAUUGGUCAAUACACCCUGCCCUGGACCUGCGUGAAACAAGGUUACCGACACAUAUCCUUGCUCUCCAGAGAUGGUACUAGCCUCCACCCAGCUUCCAUCUUUGUGUAUAUCUGCAUGCGGGAAGACUUGGAGAUGGAUGAAUCCUGAGAAACACAGGAAGGGACUCGAAGCAGAGAAAUCUACAGAAGCAUUAUCCCCUCCAACCUACAAGUCCCUCAAAAUCCAGAGCCAACGAAAGGAUCAAUCAAGGAUCAAGGCUCCCAGGCAAAGGUUGGGGAAGGAUGCCUGACCCCAGAACUACAACUGUCUAAGAGAACAAUGAACAGCCCUGAGUCCCCACUGGACUGCUGCUCCUUAGCUGGUCUAAAUAGAGCUUCUCUGUCCAA